AUGAACUCUUCUGUGUUUGAAGGUAAAAGAUUUCAUUUUCAUUCUAUUGUUUUUGCCAUUAAAACUAACGUUUCAUGUUUGUUGAGAGUUCACAACUUGAGAGCUGGAUUAAGAAUGGAACAACAAAGAGUUGAACAUAUUUUUCAAGUUAAGGUUCAACUUCAAAAAUUAAAGUUAAUCAUAAUGGUUUCUCGGAAGCCACCAGACCCUGGGAGUUUUAUUUUAAAUACUGAUGGCUCAACAAAAGAAAGCCCGAGGGAAGCAGGAUGGAGCUAUGUGGUUAGAGGGGAGCAACGGAAAAUGGUACAUGCGGCAUGCGAUUAUCUAGGUCAAGAUCUCAGUUUUAAGACUGAAAUUCAAGGAAUACUAGAAGGGCUCAAAUACUGUGAAUUGCAAGAUCUCUCGACAGUCCAAGUGCAGUUUGACAGCAAAGUAGCAGUGGAUCUCCUCCUCAAAGAUAAAGAUUUUCCAUGGAAAUUUCAUAUGGAAUUAACAGAGAUCUCAAAUAUUCUCAAGCGGAGGUGCUAUCAAAUAAUACAUGUUUUCCGCGAAGUCAAUGUUGUAGCUGAUUUGCUUGCUAAAUUGAGAUCAAAUGGUUUGCAUUUAGACUAUGAUUCUUAUUUGGAGAUGCCAAAUAAGAUUUGUGGUUUACUAUUGCUAGACCAAAGAUCCUUCUCAUAUCUCCGAAUCAGGUAA
Messenger RNA from Oldenlandia corymbosa var. corymbosa, 696 nucleotides. The record is from the annotation of a GenBank genome assembly. NCBI's taxonomy places the organism in Eukaryota, Viridiplantae, Streptophyta, Magnoliopsida, Gentianales, Rubiaceae.